Molecule: messenger RNA, 732 nt
Organism: Caenorhabditis briggsae
Lineage: Eukaryota; Metazoa; Nematoda; Chromadorea; Rhabditida; Rhabditidae
Exons: 5
Coding region: 1-732 (243 amino acids)
Biological process (GO): innate immune response
Source: RefSeq, a predicted model, not a curated record
AUGAUAACCAAAGUUUUCUCCCUCCUUUUCUGUUUAUUUCUGAUACAAUCUGUAAAAUGCCAAUGCCAUCGACAAGGAGACAAUUAUAUCGGCGAUUUGUGUUAUUCGAUUCAGAAUCAGAAACUCAACAAUCAGGAUGCUACAAAUUACUGUCGAGGACGAUCCAUGAAUCUUGCAGUGCUUCAUACAACCCUUCAGGCUAACUUCUUGGCUUCCCAAGUUAGAGCACAGUCUGGCUCCAACGAAGCAACAUUUUGGAUUGGUUUGAGUCACGCUUCAGUGAGCUCUAGAUUUGUGUGGGAUGACGGAACUUCCAUGAGUUGGAGCAACUUUGAUGGAAACUUUCCCAAGGAUAAUUUGUACGUUGCUGAAAGUGUGAUUAAUGGCAAAUGGAGAACAUUGAGUGGAGAUAAUGUUUUGAUUUUUGUGUGCAGUUAUGAUCCUAGAAAUGGAACGCCUGGUACGGAUCAGCGAUCUACAACUGCAUCAUUUGAUUCAACUACAACUGGAUGGUUUGAAACUACUACUAAAGGAUCCACAGCUACGUCCAUGGAAACUACUGAAGGCAGUUCAUCUACUUUCUUCACCACCACAUGGUCAAUACCAACAUCGUCCAUACCAAUGUCUACAUUGACAAGUUCUCCAGCAUCGUCGAGCAGUGGUUCAUACACGAAAAGUUCUCCUGCGAGUUCAUCAUGGGGCACUUCCACUAUGUAUCCCACUAAUUGGUGA